AUUGACAGUCGGUCGGUCGACUUGGAAAUGGUUAGCUAGCGACUGGCAUUUUCGCACAUUGAAGAACUGAAGUCGUGUACUUACAACGACAUGUCAUUGGAAUGGAAUACUAAACCCGAUAUAUAAAAAACCAAAGCAAACGUAGCCAGAUAGUUGUAGAUACCCAGUGGCAGGAUAACAAUAACAUAAAAACUAGACAGCUAGCUCUAGCUUCUUGUUGGUAUUGAGACCUCACCUGGCCGCUGGGGAGCCUGGACUAUCCCUCAAACAUUUCCUUGCUACGCGAGUUGGACUAGCUAGCUAGCUAACGUUUGCUUUAGCAAAUAAUUUCCGUUCUAUGACAUAAUGGAGCUGUUUCAGGCUAAAGACCAUUACAUUCUUCAAAGUGGUGAUCAUGCUCUGUGGUGUAGCCGAAAAGAUGGGACCAUGAAUGUCAGACCGGCAACAGACCUGCUGUUGGCCUGGAACCCGGUUUGCUUGGGCCUGGUGGAGGGCAUCAUUGGAAAAAUACAGCUUCACACAGAUCUUCCUCUGGGUCUGGUACUAAUCCGCCAGAAAGCCCUGGUUGGCCAGUUGCCAGGAAACCACAAAGUCUACAAGAUCAUAAAGAUAGCUGUCAUUCCUCUGUCUGAGGAAGAGCCCCUGGAUCUUGAACUUGAGCUUUGCAAGAAACAUCACUUUGGAAUCGACAAGCCAGAAAAACUUGCCCAGUCUCCAGAUGAGUCCAAAUUCCUGAUGAAAACUCUGAGUCAAAUCAAGUCCAAUGUUGGUCAGCCCAUUAAGAAGAAGGUGAAGGAGAACAAGGAGAAGGAGCGUCUGGAGAGGCGGCUCCUGGAUGAGCUCUACAAGGUCUUCAUGGACUCCGACUCCUUUUACUACAGCAGGACCUAUGACCUUACAAACACUGUACAGCGACAGGGAGACUCAGACAAAUCCAACCUGCCAUUAUGGAAACAGGUGGAUGACCGAUUUUUCUGGAACAAACACAUGAUCCAGGAGCUUAUCGACCUCCAGGUCCCAGAAGUGGACUUCUGGGUGAUGCCCAUCAUCCAGGGGUUUGUGCAGGUGGAGGAGCUGGUGGUGAACUACAAUGACAGUUCAGACGAGGAGAGGAGCAGCCCGGAGACCCCACCUCAAGAGCUCACCUGCGUGGAUGACAUUCACCCUCGAUUCACUGUCGCUCUCAUCUCCCGACGUAGUCGCCAUCGCGCAGGGAUGCGCUACAAACGGAGAGGUGUGGACACAGACGGUCACGUGGCCAAUUUCGUGGAGACCGAGCAGCUGAUCCAUGUGCACAGUCACACUCUGUCCUUCGUCCAGAGCCGUGGAUCUGUGCCUGUGUUCUGGAGCCAAGCAGGCUACCGCUAUAACCCCAGGCCUCGACUGGAGAAAGGGGAGAAGGAGACAAUUCCUUACUUUGCUGCUCACUUUGACGAACAGCUCAGGCUUUACCAGAAGCAGGUCAUAGUUAAUUUAGUGGACCAAAGCGGACGUGAGAAGAUAAUUGGCGAUGCAUAUCUCAAACAAGUUCUGCUAUACAACAACCCUAACCUCACAUACGUCUCUUUUGACUUCCAUGAGCACUGUCGAGGUAUGAAGUUUGAAAACGUGCAAACAUUGACAGAUGCCAUCUCUGAUUUAAUCAUAGACAUGAGAUGGGGCUGGGUGGACCAGGCAGGAGUCAUCUGCAAGCAAGAGGGCAUCUUCAGGGUCAACUGUAUGGAUUGCCUGGACAGGACCAAUGUGGUCCAGGCGUCAAUUGCCCGUGCAGUGAUGGAACAACAGCUCAAGAAACUGGGUGUGAUGCCUCCAGAGCAGCCCCUGCCCCUCAAGUGUUACAGGAUUUACCAGGUCAUGUGGGCCAACAACGGAGACACCAUCAGCAGACAGUAUGCCGGCACUGCUGCCCUCAAGGGGGACUUUACCAGGACGGGAGAGAGAAAGCUAGCUGGUGUGAUGAAAGAUGGGGUGAACUCGGCUAACCGCUACUAUCUAAACCGCUUCAGGGAUGCAUACAGACAAGCAGUCAUUGAUCUGAUGAUGGGGUUACCAGUAACCGAGGACCUGUACUCCAUCUUCAGCAAGGAGAAGGAGCACGAGGAGAAGGAGAAGGAGAACCAGAGGGGAGCUCAGGAGCAGGUCAGCCUCCUGCUGCAGACCUACAUGCAGCUGCUGCUGCCUGACGACGAGAAGUUCCAUGGGGGCUGGGCCCUCGUCGACUGCGACAUGAGUCUCAUCGAUGCCACCAACAAAGAUCAGGAUGUUCUUCUUCUGCUAUCCAACAAUGCUUAUUAUGUCGCUUACUAUGAUGAUGAAGCAGACAAAGUGAACCAGUACCAGCGCCUCAACUUAGAAGGAUUGGAAAAGAUUGAAAUAGGCCCAGAGCCCACUCUGUUUGGGAAGCCGAAGUUCUGCUGUAUGCGCCUGCACUACAGGAAUGAAGAGACAAGCGGGUACUUCCACACACUGAGGGCAGUCACACGGAACCCUGAAGACGACGGGAAAGACACAUUGCAGUGCAUAGCUGAGAUGCUUCGUAUAACUAAAGAAGCAAUUGGACUUGACCUGCAGGUGGUUGAAAAGAAACUGGAGAGGCGGCACAGUAAACCUCAUGAGGACAUCAUGGGUAUGCAGACAAAAACUACCGACCAAGUCCUGGGCAGCUCUGGUCUAGCUCAGGGCAAAAGCUUCCUGCUCAACAAGUUCUCCUCCCUCAACCAGAAGGUGAAGCAGACCAGGGCCCUCGGCAGGCUGGGCACAUUCUCCAAGCCUGAUGUCAAGGUCAACUUCUUGAAGCCUACUAUGCAUGUGAACCUUUGGAAGUCCGACAGUAGUCUGGAGACGUCGGACAGCAACCCUGGUACUGGAGCGCUCAAGAACAUGUGUGACGACCACUCUGAGAUCUCCUCAGACUCCGACUCUUAUAACUCGGACCCGGAGCAUCCGCCGCCCCUCGGCUCCUUGGAGAAUGUGGACUAUGUGUUGCCCAGCUGUGGCAUUGUAGCAUCAGCCCCACGCUUAGGCAGCCGUUCCCAGUCCAUUGGCAGUGUGGAGCUCAAUGUCCCCUCCGUUAUCAGGGUCACAGGUUGUGACAGUAAGCAGGAGGCUAAAACUAGUCCUGACGACCAGUCCCCCGGAGCUGCUUCAGAAGCUGAGGAGGCUAUUCUCAUUGACUUUGGGACCCCAAUCGAUGCCUACUGCCACCAGUUUGUACAGGAUGCUCAGACCAAGCCUGUCGAGGUAUUUGGAGAGGAGCAUGUAGUCGUGGCACCUACACAGAACCCACUGGUGCCUCCACACAGUAAGGCCCCUGGGGCCCCACAGGGGCAGCCAGGCCACAACCAGCAGCAGGAGCCCCAGCUUCCCAGGCCGUCCCAACUUGACGUGCAGCCCCCUGCUUCUGGCCACAACCACCUGACUGUCCAGAAGCCCAACUCUGCUGCCUCGGGUGGCUCCCAGAGGAGCCUGGGCUCACAUCUGGAAGGCAGCUUGGGCCCUUCGCCUGCUGACAGCAAUGGCAGUCGGGUGGUGUCCCCCUUUGCCAAGAUCAAGAGCUCCAUGGUGCAGGUGGCCAGCCUUACCCAGGCUGGACUAACCCAAGGCAUCAACUUUGCCGUGGCAAAGGUCCAGAAGAGCCCUGAGCCGGAGGCUGUCAAUGAGACCCAAGAAAAUGAGCUGAAGGCAAUGUUUACACAGUGCCAGACCCGGAUCAUCCAGAUCUAGCGCUUCCCUUGUAGCCUCUAGCAGUUCUUUUUUUUGUUGUAUGUGAUUUACAGUACAGUAGCAGUAGCAUAUGCUUGCACAAGGGGCCCACCGGUAUGCUAAGAACCCCAAUUCCCCUGUAGUACAUAUGACCAAUGUUUACAGAGUCUUGUGUUAAUAAGUCCCAUAACUUAAUAUGACAAUGUCAUUCAAAGUCCUUUGAAUUGGUUUCCCCAAUACAUUCGCAUGCUAGCCUGUCAGUUUGAUCUGAGUUAGUCGAAGCAGAUUAUUUCAAGCAUAUGUUGAGAGACGAGUUCUUAAUUUACAUGUAAAGUAUGCAAUCCCAUUAUGUGCACUGCACCUAUUGGCUUUUGUGAUAUAGGCAUAGUUAUAGCUCUGUUAAAACUAGUAGAAAAGUCUGACCAAAUUCGUAUAUAUAUUUCAGAAGGGCAGCUUAAUGUUUGAUAUUACCCUACUAAGAAAACAAACAGGAUACUGAAUAGUAAAAUGGAUAUUGUCAAGUGUAAUCCUUCCCAAUGUAGGAAACAUACCAUUCAAGAAUGAAUUACAACAUUAGUUCAGUAAGAUAGGUAUACUGUUUGAUAUGUACAGUAAGUAUUGUAUGUAUUGUAAGUAUCUAUAUCUGUUCCCUGAGUAGCAUAUAUCCAUUGACAAACAUAUUUAUGGACAUGGGUGAUCUUAUUCUUUGGUUUUUGAUCGUAGUGAUGCAGCCUGAGUGGAUGCUGUAUUUGUGCUUACGGUAAAGAGGUAUUAUUCCUUUUUAUUGAUACGAAACCCCAGUUCUAACCUCAAUACUCUCAAUGUCAGCUCUAUAUAGAUAACCACAGAAAUCCUUGUUGGGUUUGUUCAUGGAACCUAUUUGAUUGAAAUGUUUGCACUAUCUCUGAUGCUAUAUUUGACCGUCAAGCACUCAAAUAGUCCAGAAUUAUACAGUCAUGUGUUUAAGGAACAGGAGACAGUCGCAUAUUAAAUAUAUGCAAUUAGCUCGUCCUAACACUGUUCGAUGCUUUAUACACUCCCUGAAUCUAAAGCAUACUUGCCUUAACAGGAAAUAUAAGCGGGAGAUGUUGUAUAUCAGGUAUUUGCAGUAUGGCAAAUCUACCUUUUUAAAAGGAAUUCACCUUUUAAAAAUAGUUAUAUUGUUUGUUUCAACUGCAUAUGUACUGUACAUGAGUUCCUGUUCAUAGUAUUGUGUGCUUUAACUUGGGAUAUUCCGUUCUCCAGCCAUACAUGUAAAUGACAUGCUCAAAAUGAUCAAGACUGUAAGGAAUACAGGAAGGUGCGUGUGUGGUGUGCUGUUGUGUGAACAUGUUUGUUGAGUGGAGGGGAUUUGGUGUGAGUCCUUUCUAAUAGGUCUGCAAGUGUAAAAACAAAACUGUACAUAUACGAUGUAACAUGGCUUUUUGACUCCCAAAAACGUUGCUUUGCUCUGUCUAAUUGUUGUAGUACAAACCUUUUGGUGGUUGGUCCAAUUUAGAGGCAGAUUCAGGGUUGUUAAAGGUUCACACCAGCAGGAUUGAGUUAAGAAAGGUAAGUGCUAAUUUAAUUAAACUUUUAACAGGACCUCUUGUUGUGUCCAUAUACUGAUGAUGCCCUAAAAAGAAUAUAAUAAUAUUGUGUAUCAGAGUUGUCCUAAUAUCUAAUCAGGAAUAUCCCAAGAUAAAGUGUAACUACUCUGCACCUUUUUUGUUUUUAUAUACAGAUAAUGCCUCUCUUUUCAGCAGUUAGCUGUGUACAGUAGCUAUCGUACCACGUCGAGGCUGGGAUAGCUGCAUUCUAAACUGUUCUUGAGGUAAAUGUUAGAGACUGUAGCAUGUCCGGUAUGGUGCUAAAUCGCACAUUGUCUGGCUCCUCAGUUUCCGAAACCUGCUGAACUUGUCUGGCACUGCCAAAGGUUUAAUAUGAUGGGUAUAGCGCAAUAGUUACAUUACUUGGGAAAGAGUUCUUGUUUUAUUCUAUUCAGGAAUGCAUGCACUGGGUCAGUUCUCAAAUCAGAGUAUAAACUAUUGUUACUAGAAUUAGGUACAUACUGUAAAAAUAAAUCAAGUCUUAAUUAUAAAACAUUCCUUUUAAGAUAGGGAUUGUGAUGUUGGAAGAGGGGUAUAUUUCUUUUUUUCCAUAUGCAAAAGGCAUACACCUUUUAUACAGUAUGUUCUAUUCUCGGAGGGUUUUGGUUUGCGUCUUUUGUUUUUACACCAAGUGCUUUUGAAACCACAUCUAAUUUUGCAUCAAUGGUUUACCUCACCUUUUACCAAUGUGGAUCCUGCUCAUAGAUAAUGUACAGUUAUGUUUGUCAUUGUCAUGUGAUUAAGCUUUACACAUGAUUGCACAGCAUUUAAGCACAUUUUCCAACAUAGUAUCAUGUUGUCUAAACGUCUGUGGUUGUAGUUCACCUACCAAAUAACUAUCGUCAUGUUCUCAUGUUGUACUAAACUUUUAUUGAAUAAUAAAAUACUAUUUAUUCUUA
Molecule: messenger RNA, 6190 nt
Organism: Osmerus eperlanus (European smelt)
Lineage: Eukaryota; Metazoa; Chordata; Actinopteri; Osmeriformes; Osmeridae
Gene: inpp5f
Product: inositol polyphosphate-5-phosphatase F
Exons: 20
Coding region: 346-3723 (1125 amino acids)
Biological process (GO): regulation of endocytic recycling; phosphatidylinositol dephosphorylation
Cellular component (GO): early endosome; clathrin-coated endocytic vesicle
Molecular function (GO): phosphatidylinositol-4-phosphate phosphatase activity
Source: RefSeq, a predicted model, not a curated record